Messenger RNA from Astrephomene gubernaculifera, 1770 nucleotides. The record is from the annotation of a GenBank genome assembly. Lineage: Eukaryota; Viridiplantae; Chlorophyta; Chlorophyceae; Chlamydomonadales; Astrephomenaceae.
CUCACCUUAUACAGUAGCAGACGCCGACUUACUGACAGUACCGGUUCCUACACGCUGACGCGCUACUCUUUUAAAAUCCGGCUGGCGCUCAUCUUGUCUUCGCCCCAGUGUGGGCUUAGGAACACUGGCGCUCAAACACCACUCUCUUGCAGAACAGCUAAGGGCACUUGACGCUCAGCUUGCUGCGGAGAGUUCCGGCAGCGACUGGGAGGGCGACAUGGGCCAUGAGCAUAGUAAAUAUGGAGAAAGAGACCAUGGGCAUGUUCCAUAUAUCGCUCAAAAGACGCAAGUCGGGCGUGCCAAGGCUAUUACAGGCAACAAAGCGGGCGCUACCAAGCUCGACAUCAAGUUACCGCCGAAGGCGACGCGUACAGAAGCUAGCGAUUAUGAAUUCAUUAAGAGCUCGCUUAUCAACCUUCUGCUUUUCAGCCGCUUGGAUCGGGUUACAGCUCAACGUAUUGUCUCGGAAAUGUAUAUGCUCCCAGUACUGGCCGGUGAAAUCCUAAUCCAGCAAGGCGACACAGGGGAUGCUGCGACAAAACUCUUCGUGGUCCGCAGCGGCAAGUUCGAAGUCCUUGAGCGGCGGAAGGAUGUCAUGUUCAAGGUCAACACCAAGGAACGUGGCGAUGUCUUCGGCGAAAUCAGCCUCAUGUACGACUGCCCUCGGUCAGCAACCGUCGCAGCCACAACGGACGCAAGCGUAUGGGUCCUCGAACGUGACGUCUUCAGGCACUUUGUCCAGGCGAGUGUGGAGGACGAGAAGAGCCAGGUCCAGAUCUUCCUCAACUCGGUGCCGCUGCUGGCGUCGCUGCGGCCCGAGGAGAAGAUGAAGCUGGUGGACGCGUUCCAGGAGGAGGUCUACGCAGCCGGCGCCCGUGUCAUCUGCGAGGGCGACCUGGGUGACAAGUUCUACCUGAUCAAGGAGGGCGAGGCGCGGGUGCUGCAGGGCGACAAGGAGGUCAACCGGCUGUUCAGGAGCGACUUCUUCGGGGAGCAGGCGCUGCUGCAAGACGAGCCGCGUCGUGCCACCGUGAACGCGCUCACCUCGCUCACCUGCCUCACGCUGGACCGGCGCACCUUCGUGGCGGUGCUGGGGCCGCUGCAGGACAUCAUGAAGAAGGAGAAGAGCGCGGAGGUGGUGAACCAGCGCAUGGCCAAACUGAGGCCCCAGGGCAGUGCGGCGCUCCGGCGACCCACCGCUGAGGUGCUCAUCAAGAACUACGGGGGGCACGUAGCGGCAACAGCAGCAGCAGCAGCGGGGCCAGCAGGGGUGGCAGCAGCAGCGGGGGCGGCGUCUGCUGGCUCGGGCAAGUCGCGCCAGGUGAUGUGCGACGGGCAUCUGGACGAGGUGUUGGAGCUGCUGAAGGGAGGGCAGAAGAUGCAGGAUGAGCACCGGGACCACAGCCGGCGGCUGGUGCUGGUGGAGGGGGAGCUGCUGGGAGAGGGGGCGUUCAGCCGCGUGUGCAAGGUUACAGAGGAGUCCACGGGUCGUGUGUUCGCGCUGAAGCGCAUGGCCAAGUCCGCGGCGCUGCAGUGCCCCGACCACGUGUUCUGCGAGCAGCACAUCACCCGCAACAUCGCACACCCCUUCUGUCUGCGGCAGUACGCGUCCUUCCAGGACCGGUACAGCCUGUACAUGUUGUUCGACCUGAUGCCGGGCGGCGACCUCAUGGACGUGCUGGUGGCGGAGGCCAAGGUUAUCAAGUACCCGGUCCCCGACAAGAACUCGCUGCGGAAGGGCUGUCUGGCGCCCAAAAUGAAGAUGUGGCA